AGAAACUUCACCAACUUCAAAAGCUAGCAAUCAUGUCGGCUAUGACCAAACCUCGCGCUGAAAUGACUCAGGAGGAGCUGGCUGCCAAGGAACAGGAGGAAUUCAACGUUGGACCGCUUUCAAUCCUCAACAAUUCUGUGAAGAACAACGCCCAGGUCCUAAUCAACUGCAGGAACAACAAGAAGCUCCUUGGACGAGUCAAAGCAUUCGACAGGCACUGUAAUAUGGUUCUUGAGAACGUCAAGGAGAUGUGGACAGAACAGCCAAAAACUGGAAAGGGAAAAAAGAAGGCUAAAGCUGUGCCUAAGGAUCGCUUUAUCUCCAAAAUGUUCCUGCGAGGCGAUUCGGUCAUCCUGGUUUUGAAAAAUCCUCUUGCUCAGCCAGAGUAAACAUUUGCGUGUAUUUUUCUCUGAAUACGUUGUUUUCAUACGUUGUGUUAAGUGCGGAUUGUUUUUGACAUUUUUUGUGUGUAUCCGUUCCAUUUACUAUGAUGAAUACAUAUUUGGCUGGUUUUUAAUAAAAGAAAUGUAAAAAAA
Messenger RNA from Cylicocyclus nassatus, 536 nucleotides. Lineage: Eukaryota; Metazoa; Nematoda; Chromadorea; Rhabditida; Strongylidae. The record is from the annotation of a GenBank genome assembly.